UUAGCUGAGAUAUCGAAGUUAUACCGUUACCUUGGUCGUCCUUUCUAAUGUAACCUUUAAGCGUACGCAAUAAAAUGCAUUAUUGCAUGUGAAAGUUGUUCUGUAGUGCAUAUCGUUUAAAGACCCAGUGAGUGUCGGAAGUGAAUUCAAUCAGGCCGUGGAAUGUUUUCUUAGAUUAGACUUGUUGUUUAGUCUAGAUUUAUGGCAUGUAGUAUGUGUUUAGAUAUUGUUUUGAAAUUGUCCUGAUAAGUUUGUUAUUCUAUUCAUUAGUUGUGUGAAAGACACAAACUAAUUCAAAAUGAAGCUCUUAAAGAACACCUUGACCCUUCGGCAUGGUCACCGGAAGAAGUUGAGCCGCUGUGUCAGCACCUGGUCUCCACUAGCGACUGCAUUUAACACCAGACCUACUUCAAGACCUAUUUUUGAUUCUUUGAGGGAAAGGACAGGACUCUUCAACAAACCAGAGUUGGUCAGUUUUGAAGGCUUCUCAACACUGAAAGAGCAGGCCAUUGCAGCAACUGACCGCUUGAUAGAAGAAGCUACUUCCAACCCCAACCGUCCCAUGGUGGAGAUAUUUGAUGAGCUAUCCGACACCCUGUGUAAGGUCGCUGACCUUGCUGAGUUUGUGAGGAUUGCACACCCUCAGUCACAUUUUGCGAGUGCUGCAGAAGAUGCUUGUAUCAGUGUUAGUGGGGUUGUUGAGAAAUUAAACACACACAAGGGCCUUUACGAAGCUUUACGAGAUUCAGUAAAGCGCGGCACAUCGGGAGACCAGCACCUUGCCGAGUUGUUCCUAUUUGACUUCGAGCAGAGCGGCAUACAGCUGGCUGAGGAACGACGCCGAAGGGUGGUGGCGCUCAAUGAUCUCAUUCUGCAAACUGGGCAGAGGUUCAUGGCAGGAGCUGCGAAGCCGAGGAGAGUUCCAAGGGCAGCUGUGCCCGCUAAUGUCAGGCAGUUCUUCAGCAGCGACGGUGACGAUAUAAUAGUGAGCGGAGUAUACGCGGAAUGCGGUGACGCGGCGGCGCGGGAAGCCGCCUACCGUCUGUACCUCGCGCCUGAUAAGCAGCAGCACCAGCUACUGUCCGUCACCCUGGAGGCGAGGCAUGAGAUGGCCUCUAUUUGUGGAUUCCCCAGUUAUGCUGACAGAGCAAUAAAAGCAAGUACAAUGGAAACAGCAACAAACGUGCGACAAUUCCUCGACAUCCUCUCAGAUAAUCUGUACGACAGAGCCAAAAUGGACUUCGAUGCUAUGCUCAAAAUGAAGAAGCAGGAAACUCCUUACCUGGACCGGUUAAUGUGCUGGGACACUCCAUACUUCACUCAUAAGGCGAAGACACAGCUACUGAACGUUGCUAACUCAGAUUUCAGCCCUUAUUUCUCACUUGGAGGCUGUAUGGAAGGGCUCAAUAUGUUGUGUGAAGAGUUGUAUGGGAUCAGUUUGAAGCCCGAAGAGAUGUUACCAGGCGAGUCAUGGUCUCCCGACGUGUACAAGUUGGCGGUGGUGCAUGAAUCUGAAGGUCUACUGGGCUAUAUUUACUGUGACCUGUAUGAGAGGCCUGGCAAGCCGCACCAAGAUUGUCACUUCACUAUACAGGGAGGAAAGUUGCUACCUGAUGGCUCUUAUCAGAACCCAAUCGUGGUAGUGAUGCUAUCACUUAGCGGCGGGCACCGCUCGGGGCCGGCGCUGCUGUCAGCGGGCGGCGUGGACAACCUGUUCCACGAGAUCGGCCACGCGCUGCACUCGAUGCUGGGCCGCGCGUCGCACCAGCACGUGGCCGGCACGCGCUGCGCCACCGACCUCGCCGAGGUGCCCUCCGUGCUCAUGGAGUACUUCGCCAGCAGCCCGCAGGUUAUCCGUCGCUUUGCUCGCCACUUCCAAACACGGGAACCUAUGCCAGAAGACAUGUUACACAGACUAUGUGCAUCAAAGCAUCUGUUUGGAGCUAGCGAGAUGCAACUUCAGGUAUUCUACUCAGCGCUGGACCAACACUACCACGGAUCUGACGCAUCGUGGCGUGGUAGUACAACAGAAGUAUUGCAGAAAGUGCAGAAACAGUACUAUGGACUUCCUUACGUUGAAAAUACUGCAUGGCAGCACCGCUUCAGCCACCUGAUCGGCUACGGCGCGAAGUACUACUCGUACCUGAUCUCGCGCGGCAUCGCCUGGAGCAUCUGGCACAAGUACUUCCAGGAACAGCCGCUGUGCCGCACUGCGGGCGACAACCUGAGGCAUCAGCUGUUAAGGCAUGGAGGGGCUGUGCCGCCUAAGAUAUUACUCCGCGACUACCUACAAGAGGAGGUUACGCCGACCACACUAGCAAACGCGCUCGCUGAAGAACUCGACCAUCACAAGGACCACCUCGACACCGUCUUCAAAAUACUCAACAAAUGAUCUACACACACACA
Messenger RNA from Helicoverpa armigera (cotton bollworm), 2406 nucleotides. Its product is annotated as mitochondrial intermediate peptidase. The record is from RefSeq and is a predicted model, not a curated record. Gene Ontology annotation, molecular function: metalloendopeptidase activity. Lineage: Eukaryota; Metazoa; Arthropoda; Insecta; Lepidoptera; Noctuidae. The transcript is spliced from 12 exons. Gene Ontology annotation, cellular component: mitochondrion. Gene Ontology annotation, biological process: peptide metabolic process. Bases 299 to 2392 code for a protein of 697 amino acids.